AGUUCAAGCAAGUGCAAAGAUGAAAGGGCGCGAGAUCAAGAACAAAUUUGUGUGUACGCACUGCAACAGAUCGGGUCAUGAUGAAGCAGGUUGCUUCCAGCUAAUCGGAUACCCAGAAUGGUGGGGGGAACGUCCCAGAAAUGAUGAAAAAGCAGUAGGGCGAGGAAGAGGCCAGAAUCGCGCUGGAGGUACUGCAUCUAACAGUGGACGUGCUCAAAGAGGACCGGUGCGUGCGCAUGCUGUCCAGAACAUGGGAUCUAGUGGUGGAGAUAUAGAGAACCCUAUCAUGACAGGAUUGAGCAAAGAGCAGUGGAAAACUCUAGUAGAAAUGUUGAACACCUCAAAAGUUACUUCAAAUGAGAGCAUGACCGGACCGCACUUCGAAGAUGCUGAUUGGAGCGGGUGAACGGAGGGAUGGACUCUACUUAUUCCGGGAGGUUCCGAAAGUAAAGGCUAACAAGGUUGAAG
Messenger RNA from Vicia villosa (hairy vetch), 468 nucleotides. RefSeq lists its product as uncharacterized. NCBI's taxonomy places the organism in Eukaryota, Viridiplantae, Streptophyta, Magnoliopsida, Fabales, Fabaceae. The record is from RefSeq and is a predicted model, not a curated record. The coding region runs from base 20 to 406 and encodes 128 amino acids. The transcript is spliced from 2 exons.